Messenger RNA from Physcomitrium patens, 2003 nucleotides. Its product is annotated as WD repeat-containing protein 55. Gene Ontology annotation, molecular function: protein binding. NCBI's taxonomy places the organism in Eukaryota, Viridiplantae, Streptophyta, Bryopsida, Funariales, Funariaceae. The record is from RefSeq and is a predicted model, not a curated record.
UUCUCUCAACUCGCUCCUUCUCAACAUCCCUACCUCCUCUUUUCUCACGCUCUCGAUACUUCCUCUCUUUGUCUUUCUCUCGUUCCCCAUGCUCCUUAUCAACGUAAUCCUUUUCACGAUCUCGGUGUUUGUCUCUCCCCAUCUCAACCUCCCUUUGUCCUUUCACCGUCGUUUGAAUGCGUUGCUGCCGAAUACUUGUGAAUGCUCAAUGGACAUGGCAAAGAAAAAUUGGACUCAUUUCCAGUCCGCUCAUUCGUAAAACAGGGAUGGAGUUCGACCAAACCCUAAAAAUUGAGGACAGUGCGGAGCCUCGCAAAAAAUAAAUAAAAGUCCCUCGGAGUCGUAAAGUGCAGAAGAGGCGUCCAUGCACUCAAAGACUCCGUUACGUCCACCCUUCACCGCGGUCUGAAACCGUCGAUCGUCCACGCUAUAAAUAGGCCCAUGGAAGACUGACUGGUGGGGUUUCAGCUCAUCACCAUUUCGAGGACAUGGAUGAAAACCUUUUUCAGAGACUGGGGUCUUUCUAGGGUUUGGGGGGACGCAGGGUGUGCUUGCGGAAGCAUGUUCUGCGAGAGUGGUGAUUAGUUCAUACCAUUGCAAUUGCGGAGGACGGAUAGCGAGCGAUCCAGUGAGCUAACGAGGGAGGGAGGGAGAGGGAUGGGAGACACGACCUUGGAGAUAGAUUUGGGCACGCAGCCGUUCGAUUUGGCCUUCCACCCCUCGGCGAACUUGGUGGCAGUGGCCUUAAUCACUGGACAUGUGCAAUUGUAUAAGUAUGGUGGAGACGGCGGAGAGGUGGCCAGGUUGUGGAACUCGGCUGCGCACUCGGAAUCAUGUCGAGCAGUGAGGUUUGCGCAAGGCGGUCAGUUUGUGUUGACGGCUUCUCCGGACAAGUCCAUCCUCGCCACGGAUGUGGAGACCGGGCAACCAGUGGCUCGGUUGGCCGAUGCGCAUGGCGUGCCUAUCAAUCGGCUAGUAAAUUGCGGUGACACUACGGUAGCAUCUGGAGACGAUGAAGGCUGCAUUAAGGUGUGGGAUACGCGACACAAUAAGUGUUGCAACACUUUCGAAGCGCAUGAAGAUUUUGUGGCGGACAUGGAAUUUUUGCCGGGUAGCAAUCAGCUUCUCGGAGUUGGUGGUGAUGGCAUACUUUCUAUUUGUAAUUUGCGGCGGAACAGAAUUGAUGCGAAAACGCAGUUUGCGGAGGACGAGCUGCUGUCGGUUGUUUUGUGCAAGCAUGGACAAAAAGUUAUUUGUGGGUCGCAGGAUGGGGUUCUGUUGUUGUACUCUUGGGGGGCUAUGGCGGAUUGCAGUGAUCGAUUCGUAGGGCACCCUAAUUCUGUCGAUGCUUUGUUGAAGGUCGACGAGGACACGCUUCUUACGGGAUCAAGUGAUGGUAUUAUUCGCAUUGUGAGCAUCCUGCCGAACAAGAUGAUUGGAGUGAUUGGAGAGCAUGCUGAUUUCCCCGUGGAGCGUCUUGCGUUUUCGCACGAUCGGAAUAUUUUAGGAAGUGCUUCUCAUGACAAUACCUUGAAGCUCUGGGAUGUUAAGUAUUUGCAUGAAGACGAUGAUGUGGAUGAGGAUGCAUCUGAAGUGAAUGCUGCUCCAGUAGGAGCUUCUACAAUAACCACUGCUCAGCCAGUACUCGCUGGGUCAGAUGAUAGUGAUGAUCAGAUGGAAGUUGAGGAAUCAAAGCAGCGGAAAAAGAAAGGAAAGAAGGGCAAGCAACGGGAUGGUGGGGGUUCAUCUAGGAGCAGCUUUUUUGAUGACCUAUAAUACAUGUUACAUUUUAAUUAUAUUUUUAAAUAGUCAUUGACACUAACGAUUGCGAUUAGAAUUGCAACUGUGCCCAGGCGUGUUGUAUCACUUCGCAUGUGGUCUAACAAUGCUUCUGGUUAGAUACGUGCCGAAAGAUGUGAGUAAUUUUGAGGAGGGUUUUCCGUCUUUGUGCUACAACCAUUUUAUAUAAAGAAGUGUGAACCUCUUGCAGUUUUUUCUGUUAA